Spinacia oleracea (spinach) is the source of this 1350-nucleotide messenger RNA. RefSeq lists its product as uncharacterized. NCBI's taxonomy places the organism in Eukaryota, Viridiplantae, Streptophyta, Magnoliopsida, Caryophyllales, Amaranthaceae. The record is from RefSeq and is a predicted model, not a curated record. The transcript has a single exon. The coding region runs from base 1 to 1350 and encodes 449 amino acids.
AUGAGCUUUUCGACCGAUGAUUGCCGAGGAAUAACAUAUGACCACGAAGACCCGCUCGUGGUAUCAGUAGACAUAGCCAAUCACACUGUCCACAGGGUUCUGGUCGACGGAGGGAGCUCGGCCAGUAUACUCUUCAGAUGCGCAUUCGACAAGCUUAAAAUUGAUCCCAGACAAUUAGCCAAGGUCAACUUCCUUGCUAUCAACUUCAAUGGUUCAUCUGUCGUCCCUGACGGAAAGAUAACACUCCCCGCAACCAUCGGAAGACGGCAGACCGCAAGAAAUAACUUAACCGAAUUCUUAGUAGUCGACAUGCCGACAGUCUACUACGUCAUAAUGGAGAGACCAUUGAUCCACAAGGUCAAGGGCGUAGCAUCAACCUACCACCAGAUGAUGUUAUAUGUAUCCGACGCUGGCACACCUGAAAAACUACGGGGAAACCAAGAGUCAGCUCGCCAAUGCGAUUACAACGCAGUCAAAACCCGAAACCGCCGAGAUUUUGACACAGAGGAGGACUCUCCUGAAGAAGAGUCCGACCUUCAGGAAGCUUAUGGAGGAACCAAAAGAAAAUCAGCCGACGUUGAAUCAAACAGAUCCACCCUGAUGACGGAUAUUGAGGGCAGACCUGACAAUGGGGAGACCCAGACAAACACCGAGAUGGAGGACAUCUCCCUUGAAGAAGGAGGAGACCCGCCGGGCAUUAGAAUAGGUACAGACCUGGGGUCAGAUCUAAAAAUCAUGAUUGUCAACCUACUGAGAGACUACAAAGACAUCUUCGCGUUCUCGGCGGAAGACAUGCCAGGGAUCGAUCCCAAAACAGUCACCCACAAGCUGAACGUCCUAAAGGGAUCAAAACCCAUCAAACAAAGGCUACGAAACUACUCGGCAGAGAAGAGUAAUGCAGUGGCAGAGGAGGUCAAGAAGCUGAAAGAUGCAGGUUUUAUAGAGCCUUGCAAAUACCCAGAAUGGCUCGCAAACAUAGUCAUGGAAAAGAAUCCCAACGGAUCCUGGAGGAUGUGUGUGGACUUCACUAACAUCAAUCAGGCAUGCCCAAAAGACUGCUACCCUCUCCCUCGAAUAGAUCAACUCGUAGACUCCACUAGUGGUCACGCCCUUCUGAGCUUCAUGGAUGCUUUCUCUGGAUACCACCAGAUAUUCAUGGACAGCAAUGAUAGAGCAAAAACAACAUUCAUAACCAGUGGAGGGGUAUACAACUACAUCAUGAUGCCGCUUGGUCUGAAAAAUGCGGGAGCAACUUACCAAAGGCUAGUAGACCAUGUCUUCGCAGAUCAGAAAGGAAGGAAUGUUGAGGUAUACGUAGACGAUUCGAUCGUCAAGAGCAAAAAAAGAUGA